Molecule: messenger RNA, 3518 nt
Organism: Tachysurus vachellii
Lineage: Eukaryota; Metazoa; Chordata; Actinopteri; Siluriformes; Bagridae
Gene: thbs3b
Product: thrombospondin 3b
Exons: 23
Coding region: 186-3059 (957 amino acids)
Biological process (GO): cell adhesion
Cellular component (GO): extracellular region
Molecular function (GO): calcium ion binding
Source: RefSeq, a predicted model, not a curated record
UAUCUCUGAACAUGACUGGGGAUUGAAUUUGCCGUGAUUUUGUCCCUUAUGGCCUUCCACAACCCUGCUCAGUUCAGCCUGAGUUGUGCUGGUCUUGCUUCCAAACCUCAGAAAGCUGUGAAUAAACGAGGAUUUGAUUUUCAGAGCCCUUUUUCAUUCAUUAAACGCUUCUGUUUUCCAGCAGGAUGGAGGGAGCGACUUUACUUUCGAAAAUGACGCUUUUUCUGCACGUGGCGCUGAUUUUUCAUCCCACAAACUGCUCGGAAAUGAAAGUAAUCGAUGCGUUGGCGUUGAGCGGUGGCCUUCGGAUGGCGGCGGCGGUGGAGGAUUUGGUGGGAGGUUUGGAGAAAAUGAAGGAAGUGUAUGUGACCUCCACGUUCCGUCUCCCGCCUAAACUGGGAGGUAUGCUGUUGGGAAUCUACGGCAAAGACGACGGCAAGAAAUACCUGGAGAUCACCGUCAUCGGCAAGAUCACUAAAGUGUUAGUAAGAUAUUUGCGCUCUGAUGGGAAGCUCCACUCGCUGAAUCUGCAUAACCCCGCCCUCUCUGACGGUCGGAGCCAAUCCCUCAUCCUGAGAGUGGGCGGACUCAGAAAGAGCCACAUCAGCUUUGAGCUCUACAUUAACUGUCGUCUGAUUGACUCCGCCCACGGGCUGCCCUCAUUGGCCAAGCUGCCUCAGAAGGUGGAGUCUGUGGAGGUCCGGAGCGGAGAAAGGAAUUUCGCCCGAAUGCAGGGUUCAGUGGAGUCUUUAAAGCUGGCUCUUGGUGGUUCUCUCCCUAAAGCUGGGCUCCUCACUGACUGCUCACUGCAGGGAGACUCAACACAACACAACACAGUGGGCAGUGACAUUAACACCUUGCUGGGUGAUCACACUAAGGCUCUGAUUGGUCAGUUGAUCAUCUUCAAUCAGAUUAUGGGGAAUUUGAGAGAAGACAUGAGGGAAAUGACCAAGGAGAUGUCUUUAAUCAGGAACACCAUCCUGGAGUGUCAAGUGUGUGGUUUCAAUGAGCCUCAGUCUCGGUGUCAGUCUAAGCCGUGCUAUGACGGUGUUGCGUGUGUAGAUGUUUUGGAGUCUCCAGGGUAUCGGUGUGGCUCGUGUCCUGCAGGAACCACAGGCAACGGCACACACUGCCAGGACAUUGAUGAGUGUGAGGCACAGCCAUGUUUCUCUCCUCACAUGUGUGUGAACAGUGUGAAGGGGUUCCGCUGUGAGUCGUGUCCACCAGGGUUCUCUGGGCCUGAGUUGAGUGGAGUCGGCAUGGAUUUCGCCCGGAACCACAUACAGGAGUGUGUGGACAUAGACGAGUGUGCGGCACAAACCGGCGCCUGCGUCCCCAACUCCGUCUGCAUCAACACAGCGGGUUCGUUUCAGUGCGGUCCGUGUAAGUCGGGUUUCGUGGGGAAUCAGACGUCGGGCUGUUUUCUCAGGAGAACGUGCGAUCUGCUUGGCUACGAUCCGUGUGACGUCAACGCUCACUGUGUGAUGGAGCGCAGCAGUGAGGUCUCCUGUGUGUGUAACGUGGGGUUUGCAGGGAACGGGAACAUCUGCGGCGUCGACUCUGACCUCGAUGGCUAUCCAGAUGAAGCGCUUCCCUGCAUCGAUAACGAUAAACACUGCAGAGCGGAUAACUGUGGCUCCACUCCGAACUCUGGUCAAGAGGACACGGAUGGCGACGGUCUCGGGGAUCAGUGUGACGAAGACGCGGACGGAGAUGGAAUAAAGAACAUGGAGGAUAAUUGUCGUCUAAUGCCCAAUAAGGACCAGCAGAACUCAGACACUGACUCGUACGGUGAUGCGUGUGAUAACUGUCCAAAUGUCCCAAAUGGAGAUCAGCGGGACACGGACAGUAACGGCGUGGGAGACAGCUGUGAUAACGACAUCGAUGGAGACGGAAUCCCCAACAUGCUGGAUAACUGCCCGAAAAUUCCCAACGCCAUGCAGACGGACCGCGAUGACGACGGAGUGGGAGACGCGUGUGACAGCUGUCCUGAGGUCAACGACCCCACUCAGUCGGAUGUUGAUAAUGACUUGGUGGGAGACAUCUGUGAUACUAACCAGGACACUGACGGCGACGGUCUCCAGGACACGAGGGACAACUGCCCUGAAAUCCCCAACAGCUCUCAGGUUGACUCGGAUAACGACGGCAUUGGAGACGAUUGUGACGAUGAUGACGACAACGAUGGAGUUCCAGACGAUUCUUAUCCCGGGCCUGAUAACUGCAGACUCAUCCCCAACCCUAACCAGAAAGACUCAGACGCUGAUGGAGUGGGUGACGUGUGUGAGAGCGACUUUGAUAAUGAUAAAGUGAGCGACGUGAUGGACGCCUGUCCCGAAAACGCUGACAUCACCACGACAGACUUCCGAGCCUUCCAGACAGUCAUCCUGGAUCCGCACGGAGAUUCCCAGAUCGAUCCCAACUGGGUGGUACUCAAUCAGGGGAUGGAGAUCGUACAGACGAUGAACAGUGACCCUGGUUUGGCUGUGGGCUACACAGCGUUCAACGGCGUGGAUUUUGAGGGAACUUUCCACGUGAACACGAUGACGGACGACGACUACGUGGGCUUCAUCUUUGCCUAUCAGGACUCGUCCAGCUUCUAUGUGGUGAUGUGGAAGCAGACAGAGCAGACGUACUGGCAGAACCUGCCGUUCACUGCGCUGGCUGAACCGGGCCUGCAGCUGAAGGCCGUCAAGUCUCGCACAGGUCCAGGUGAGUAUCUGCGUAACGCACUGUGGCACACUGCCAACACACACGGAGAGGUGACGCUGCUCUGGAAGGAUCCCAGGAACGUAGGAUGGAGCGAUAAAACGUCAUACCGUUGGAGCCUCAGUCAUCGUCCGCAGGUCGGAUACAUCAGAGUGCGUCUGUAUGAAGGCACCGCUCUAGUCGCUGACUCCGGCGUGGUGAUCGACACCUCGAUGAAAGGAGGACGUCUGGGUGUUUUCUGCUUCUCACAGGAGAACAUUAUCUGGUCCAAUCUCGGCUAUCGCUGUAACGAUACGAUCCCGGAUGAUUUUUACCUCCACCACAAACAGUUGAACCUCAGGACAGGAGCGUAGACAAGCUCACGUCUUUAAACAUAACCUGAAGUGUGUGUGUGUGUGUGUUCCUGUUUUUGUGUAUAUAGACAGUGUUUUUUUUUCUAAACACACAAUUGUCUGUUAACUCCAGUAAUCAGUCCAGAGAAACUCACGUUGAGGACGGCUCGUAUGCUCGUAUGCUGAUGUUACAUCAGUAAAGUUACACAGUGAAAAACUCUGUUUAAAGCACAAUAUCGUUGACACACACACUACACAACACCAUGAGCUAGAGGUGUGUAUCUCAGAAAAGAAUAAAUAAGUACAUGAGUUUUACCUCCAUGUAAUCCAGAUCUUGUGAAUUAGCAAACUAGAAACCCUACAAACCCCACCCACUUCCCCUGCUAACCAAUGAAAUAGAAGAAAUUUACAUGUUAAAAAUGUUAUUAAUAUGUUAAUAUAUUUUGUUUGAUAACGCAAUAAAAUUGUGUCACAUGAUAA